Tachysurus vachellii is the source of this 6258-nucleotide messenger RNA. RefSeq names its product cytoplasmic polyadenylation element binding protein 4b (gene cpeb4b). Gene Ontology annotation, cellular component: nucleus; cytoplasm; synapse. Bases 504 to 2651 code for a protein of 715 amino acids. The transcript is spliced from 10 exons. The record is from RefSeq and is a predicted model, not a curated record. Gene Ontology annotation, biological process: negative regulation of cytoplasmic translation. Gene Ontology annotation, molecular function: mRNA 3'-UTR binding; mRNA regulatory element binding translation repressor activity; ribosome binding. NCBI's taxonomy places the organism in Eukaryota, Metazoa, Chordata, Actinopteri, Siluriformes, Bagridae.
AGUCUCCUUGUCAGUUUAGCUACAGCAGAUUUCUGUUGAGUGAGACGGACAGCAGCGGCGAAGCAGGAAGGGAUACAGACCGCUGGUCCCCUAAAUAGAGAACCCAUUUAAACAAUGAAACCGUCGAUGAAUUUCACUACAGAACACGAGUAAAACGACUUAAACUAUUUAUAUCGUUAAUUCAAUGACGUAACGUUGUUCGGUUGAAGCCUGAGGGUAGCAGCCUGCUAGCGAAGAGAAGAGAAGAAGGGCUGUGUGUCAUUGAGAAGACAGGACACGUCAAGACGAGGAAGAAAAACCUGACAAGCCGUCGCUAAGCCGUACCAGUAGACGAUACAAAAAAGACCUGUUCGACUAACUAACGACAAGCGAGUUGUCAGUUAACGAGCACAGAAUCGUCUGCGGUUGUCGCAUUGGAGCGGAUCUUCUUCCAGUCAUCGCCUCGGAUCAAGGAGAUAGUAAGGAUAAGAAUACCGUGUCGCAGCCUUGACUGGAAAACAUAAAUGGGGGAUUACGGGUUUGGAGUCUUGGUACAAAACAACACUGGCAACAAGUCUGCUUUCCCUGUACGAAUUCACCCACAUUUGCAACCUCCUCAUCAUCAUCAAAACGUGACGCCGAGCCCUGCUGCUUUCAUAAACAGCACCACAGCUGGAAAUGGCAGCACCGCCGGGUCUCCUUGGCUGUUCCCAGCUGCCACAGCCCAUAACAACAUGCAAGAUGACAUGGGCACCGACAAACCCAAAGUUGAGCUGCAAGAGACGCAAGAUAAGCAGCAGCAGCUCUCCCCUGUCCACCAAGAAGGUGGCAUCAUUUCUGAGCUUGAGAAAGCUCGCUCGGAAGAGAGCAAACCUGAGAAUGGCACAUCUGAGGGCACUAAUGGUAAGGAGAAGCUGCGUCUCGAGUCCCCUGUCCUGUCACCGUUUGACUAUCAGGAACCGUCUGGACUGGGCACAGCUGUCCAGUCCAGUACUUCCUCGUCCUCCUUGACCAGCUUUAACAACUGGUCUGCUGCCAUUGCGCCAACCCCGUCAGCCAUUGUCAAUGAGGAUGUGGGUUUCUUUACCCCGGCCAGCAACGGCCCACUGCUAUUCCAGAACUUCUCACACCACGUAGGCCCAGGCUUCGGCGGCAGCUUCUCUCCUCAGAUUGGUGCUGUGUCUCAGCACCAUGCUCCUCCGCCCCACCCGCACUUCCAGCACCAGCAGCAUCGUCGCUCCCCAGCCAGCCCUCAUAAUCCUCCACCCUUCCCCCACCGUGGAGCCACCUUUGGCCAACUUCCUCAUCUCUCCAGUGGCCUAAGCAAACCACCCUCUCCCUGGGGUGCAUAUCCCAGCCCCUCACCUUCACCCUCUUCAGCCUCCUGGAGUCCAGGCAAUGGUGCAUAUGGGUCUGGUUCUGGCUGGGGAGGGUCUCGAGGUGCUGACUUUCGUCGUGGCUUGAAUGGUGCUGUGAAUCCACUCAGCUCUGUCUCACCACUUAAGAAGACCUUCCCAAACAAUCACUCAGCCUCACAGAAGUACAACCGCCCUGGUACCACAUUCACCCCCAAGACCUGGAUGGAUGAGACCGUCGGUCGAAGCGACAAUGUCUUUCCCUUCCAGGAGCGCACGCGAUCAUUUGAUGGCUUCAGCAUGCACUCCUUGGAGAACUCUCUAAUUGACAUCAUGCGGGCUGAGCAGGACACCCUGAAAGGUCGUCUUGGAUUCACCCAUCCAGGAGGAGACAGCCCUUUGCCUAUAAAUGGUCACUCGUCCCUGUUCCCAAUGGAGGAUGGCUUUCCAGACGAGGAAAGAGCAGAGCAGAGUUUGCCUGGCCUAGGCUCUCCCCACUGCUUUCCUCACCAGAAUGGAGAACGUGUGGAGCGUUACUCACGCAAGGUCUUUGUGGGUGGUCUACCCCCAGAUAUAGAUGAAGAUGAAAUUACUGCUAGUUUCCGUCGCUUUGGGCAUCUGUUUGUGGACUGGCCUCAUAAGGCGGAGAGCAAGUCUUACUUUCCACCAAAAGGUUAUGCAUUCCUUCUGUUCCAAGAUGAGAGUUCUGUCCAGGCUUUGAUUGAUGCUUGCAUUGAAGAAGAUGGCAAGCUUUACCUAUGUGUGUCCAGCCCUACCAUUAAAGACAAACCUGUCCAGAUACGACCUUGGAAUCUGAAUGACAGUGACUUUGUGAUGGAUGGAUCUCAGCCACUGGAUCCGAGAAAGACCAUUUUUGUUGGUGGAGUUCCACGCCCUUUACGUGCAGUGGAGCUCGCUAUGAUCAUGGACAGGCUGUAUGGUGGUGUGUGCUAUGCGGGGAUUGACACGGACCCUGAGUUGAAGUACCCUAAAGGAGCAGGGAGGGUUGCCUUUUCUAAUCAGCAGAGCUACAUUGCUGCUAUCAGUGCUCGUUUUGUACAACUGCAGCAUGGAGAGAUCGAUAAACGGGUGGAAGUGAAGCCAUAUGUCUUGGACGACCAGCUGUGUGAUGAGUGCCAGGGCACACGAUGUGGAGGCAAAUUCGCUCCUUUCUUCUGCGCCAAUGUCACAUGCCUCCAGUAUUACUGUGAAUACUGCUGGGCGGCCAUCCACUCGCGUGCUGGCCGAGAGUUCCACAAACCACUGGUGAAGGAGGGUGGUGACCGACCUCGCCACAUCUCUUUCCGUUGGAACUAAGGUUACACAGGCAGGGAGUGAGAGAGACAAGGGAGAGAAGGGUAGGAGUCGCAAAAUCAUUGUCUAAUAAAUGCACUUUCUGUUGCUGUUUCCUUUUUAGUUUAAUUUGGAGAAAAAAAAAUGUCAUUCAUUUUAAUUUUUAGUCGACGUCAAUCCAAAAAAAUGUUCAGGAAGAAAAUACAAUGUGUGAUGCAUCUCUACUAUUUAGGUAACGCCAUUAGAUUUUAUUUACUUGGUGCACAGACAUGAAAUAUUGAGUAUUGGUAAUUUGUUCUUCAGUACCUGUUGUGGUUCAAUUAGAAGUAUUACGUUUUAUUUUUAUUUGAUUCAAAAGGCUACAGAGCAGACAUGAAAAGGUGUUGCAAAGAGUGCACUUACAAUUCUGAUUAGCGUGCAAAUGCAGUUUAGGAGCCCAGUGUAUAACCAAAGCUUAAUUGGGUUUUAGGAACAGCAAAAUAACUGAAAUUCUCUCUCUUAGACACACACACUCACACAUACACAAAAUAAUUCAAAACAAUUGAUUCCGCAUCAGAAGUCUGGGCUUGAUCUCCUUUUUUUUGCAGGAAAACUUAUACCUCAAGCUUAGCUGCUAGUUUGUUGAGCAAGAUUUAGAAAUCAAGCUGGUCUCCCCUUUACAUGCUGACCACAGAAAAGGGAAUUGACAGCAGAAAAGACAGUUAGAAAGUCUGUGUUGUCACUUCCUGAAUUAAAAAUAAGAUUAGCAGUGAAACAGCAUUCUUCUGGGGAAUGCAUGGUGUUGAGGAUGCAGUCGUCUGCAUAUGAGCUGGUUUAACAGCAAGGAAUUUUAAUUGCAUGGUGCUCUGCAGAACUAAAAAUAGCUUUCUUCAACUUAAGACUGGCAAUUCUUAUUUUGUCCAACAACGUAUGCUAACUUCCAGGCCACUUUCAACCUUACACAGGUUUAAUGGCAGAAAGAAAAGUGCUAAAUAUAUUUACGAAAAAAAUACCCCAUAUACCUCCUGUUCUGCAGUAUCCACUCAGCUGAAGUUUUGAAGCAUAACUGAAGGUAGAUCACUUUACCACACUAUUUUAUCCACUUUGACUUGCAACAUAAUUUUUUUAAUUUUUAAUUUUAUUUAUUUUAUUUUAUUUUUAAAUAAAUCUUCAGACAUUAGGGAACCAAAGAUGGCUGUGCAGUAGUGAGUAAGAUGGCUCACUCUUUUCUCCUUCAAGUGAAAGUCUCAUUUCAGUUUAUUAUUUUUUGCCCCUCACUCCCUUCGAUAUUUGAGACUAGAUGAACUCCAACGAACCAAAGAUUGGCCUUGAAUUGAUAAGCAUGCAGUCAAAAUCCAGAGUAACACUAGUGAAAAAACAGUGAACAAAGUGCAUGCUGGCUUUUUUGCAAGUCCACCUGCUUCUUUUCCAAAGGUCAAAAAAGGAGACGUAUGUAGUUCAACAGUCGGGUAUCAUUUUGAGAAACUGCUAGCUGUUUUGGAACUGACGUACUUUGAAUAAAACGUCCAGUUCAAGUAAUUAUUCCAAACUUUGACCAUCUGAUAGUGCUAGCAUAAAAUGUCAGGGACAUAGUGAUGAAUUAUAAACUUCAUACACUAGUGAGAAACGUAUCCUCACGUUGGCUUGAUGUUCCAGCGCACCCACUCAGCACCACCACUUAAGCUCGUGGGUGUUAUGGUUAUACAUUUUAGAAGUUCAAACACUUUUUGAAGAAUUUGCUGUUAAUGAGAUGAUAAAGAUUAUUUUCUACAUGGCCUAAUGAUUUUUGGUACAGUGUUUUCUAGCUAAAUUAUUUUGUCAUGCACAUAUGAACAUUUAUUAUGCACUACUUUUCUAAAUAAUUUUGUUUUUCAACAGUCAUUUUAGGCACAUUUUUCACAGAUGGGAAAACUCCUUUUUGCAAUACCUCAAUUUUUCGCAUUGUGAAAGGUAGCUUUUGUACUUUUGUUACUGAGAGAUCUGCAUAUAUGGAAAUUUUCUUUUAAGAAAAAAAGUCAAGUGAUUUUAAUAUAUAUUAUUUUCAAUUAUGCUUUUUAUACAUUUCAGUGCUGAGGAAUCUUUACAACUAAGCGCACACUUGAGUUGAUGCGACUUCAGAUCUGCAGAGGAAAGAUCAAAAUAUAUCGUUUAAGGUCUUGCAUCUUGUACACUAGACUUUAAUGACAAUAUAUAUUAAAAAAAAAAUUUAAUAGCAUGGCAAGAACAAGUUGUCAUUAAAUUAAUGUUAAUAUUAAAAAUGGUUAUCCUAGUUGGAAAUACUUGUCAUUUUGGUUUCCUCUCCAUAGCUGGAAUAUAAACUAUAAUCUAAGGAGAAUGCUGAAUUUGGCUGACACUAGUAUCACAAGAAUGGAUGUUUGAUGUUUAGAUAUUUUACCAUUUAAAAAUAUAUAUUCUUGAACUGCCAAAUAGCGCCUAUUGUAAUCCUUAGCAUGCAUGAUGACAAAAAUAAGUACAUGAAUUAAAUAUGGAAAAUUAAUUGUUGUGGUUGUGCACCAGAUGUUUCUAAACUUUUAAUUUGUUAAGGACACCCUGCACCCUCUUGUAUAUUACUCUUUUACGCCUUCCCCAUAAUCCAGUACAUUCAGGACGCACAGGAAAAAAGCUAACAAAUUAGCAAAGAAAGUACUUUCAGAAUUAAAAAAAAUAAUUAGCCGUGCAGAACGAGCAAUUUAUCAGACACUGUUGAACAGACUUGAGAACUUCAUCCCUACUGUCUGUCUGAGGUAAAAUCAGAAACCUAUUUGGAGGAAGGGGAACCUUAAGACUUGAAUGUGGUAAAUGUUGCAAGUUAACUUCGAGUUGUUAUGUGCAAUACUUUUUUUGAACCUUUUUCCAGAUAAGGACUCUUUGCAAUGUAAUUCUUUAAUGCCAUUUUUAAUUGCUGACAUUUAAAAGAAGAUGUUAAUAUGUUUUUCACAGUCAUUUUCUACUGUUAUUGUAAUCCUUUUCAUGCUGGUGUUUGUAAAAAAGAACAGAAAUCAAAACUAUUUGUACUAAUAUAAAAUAAUUGAAGUUAUUUUUAAAACAUUAAAGGUUUUUGUGCUCAUUUGCUUAUUUUAUUUCAAGCUACUGUGAUUGCAUUGUAAUUAUUAGGUCAAUAAUGUAUUUAGCUGUUUAUUGGUAUAUUUUUAAUUGGAAUGUAUAAUUAAUUUUUAUAAUUUUGAUCAGAUUUUUGUUAUAUUUUUGAGGUGAAGCUUUUAAUAUGUUAAAGUGUCUAGUUUUUACUAAUUGCUAUAUUGUGCUCCACAAUAUAUGGUUCACAUUUUCUGAAGGAAAAGAAAUAUUUAAAUAUGUCUGUUAAUGAUGUUACUUAAUGGCAAAAUUUCAAUAGUUUUUAACUUGUGUAUGGGAAGGUUGUUGUAUUUAUUAAUAGCAUUUUUUUACUUAAGAUAUCACCUUAAUUUGUAUUGUCAUUUCACUUUAUAAGUUCCUAUUUUUGUAUUUUCCUUUGUAAUUAAGUUAUGUUAUACAAAUGUCCAUAUUCUAGGAGUUGGUCUGUAAGUGCUAGUGAAACAAAAAGAAAAAUCUAAUGUUAUUUAAUUGUUUGCAGCCAACUAUUUAUAACAAUAUGCAUAAUUUUUAAAUAUUUGUAAUGUGAAAUGUUGAAUGAAUAAAUCUUAACUGUGACAGA